CGGUGGCGCGCGUGCGAGCCAGCGACGCGGGUUGUAAAGUCCCCGGUCCCCGCGGCCCCACAGCCCGGAGGGAGGAGGCCUAAUAGCCUUACAGUCAAUCCCGGACCUGGUGUCACCACUAAAACUUAAGAGCCAUGGAUGACAACCUAGAUUUCACCACUGGAGAUGCUGGGGCGUCUGCCACCUAUCCGAUGCAAUGUUCCGCUUUGCGCAAGAAUGGAUUUGUGAUUCUGAAAGGGCGUCCCUGCAAAAUUGUUGAAAUGUCUACGUCCAAGACUGGCAAGCACGGGCAUGCCAAGGUGCACAUGGUUGGUAUUGAUAUAUUCACUGCAAAGAAAUAUGAAGAUAUCUGUCCCUCUACCCACAAUGUUAGUGUCCCCAGAGUCACAAGGAAUGAUUAUCAGUUGAUUGGAAUUAUAGAUGGCUACCUCUCUCUGAUGACAGAUAAUGGUGAGAUACGGGAGGAUCUGAAACUAGCAGAAGGUGAUCUGGGAAAAGAAAUAAUGCAGAAAUAUGAUGUUGGUGAAGACAUAAUGAUUACAGUUCUGAGUGCAAUGAAUGAAGAGGCUGCUGUUGGCAUCAAGCAUAUGACCAAACAGUAAACAGGGAUCAAGAGACCAGACCUGACCACUCAGGCCAAAACCUUGGAUCUUAAUUAGGUUAACUAUCGCCAAAGUAAUGGCCUUCACACACGACCUCAUUUCCUUCGAAUUUGUUUUCCAAAUGGCACCAGACUGGACUUGACCUUGCUGUCCAAUCAGCUGGUCAAGUUGUUGCUGCGGGCUGAUUGGCUUUGUACUAAAUCAUGGGUGUUGGUGCUCCCAAAUAAAAGUAUGGUGAUGUAACAUUUGCUGCCGUUGAUCCUAUUUUUGUUUGUAGAAAUGGCAUUUAGUGUGAAAUUCAAAAGCUGCCUGCCCAGUGAGUGGUUUGAUGUCCAACCUCAUUGCCUAAUGAGUGUUGCCUACAGAAUACACUUAGCAGCCAUGAGCAACUAUUACCUCUGUUACACUCCUGCUAAGUUUUUUUAAAAAAAAUCUGUUGCACCUGGUGUUGGGAAAUUCUACUAAUACAAUUUUGGUGCUUGUCCUGGGCAGAUGGGGCAAUUUUUCCAAAUACUUCAUUAUAAAAGAAGUCUAUAUAAAUCUGGAGACUGUGUAUUAUGCUGCAAAAUUUCACUUGAGGUCUCAAGACUGACUAAAAAUUGUUAUAUUCAAUUGCUUAUUACUUUCAUUGUAUUUAUCAUGCAAUAGGAUUAAAAUAUGUGAAUCAUUUCCUGGAA
Messenger RNA from Hemiscyllium ocellatum (epaulette shark), 1279 nucleotides. Its product is annotated as eukaryotic translation initiation factor 5A-1-like. Gene Ontology annotation, molecular function: translation elongation factor activity; RNA binding; ribosome binding. NCBI's taxonomy places the organism in Eukaryota, Metazoa, Chordata, Chondrichthyes, Orectolobiformes, Hemiscylliidae. Gene Ontology annotation, biological process: positive regulation of translational elongation; positive regulation of translational termination. The record is from RefSeq and is a predicted model, not a curated record. Bases 135 to 602 code for a protein of 155 amino acids. The transcript has 5 exons.